Messenger RNA from Marasmius oreades (fairy-ring Marasmius), 1857 nucleotides. RefSeq lists its product as uncharacterized. The coding region runs from base 86 to 1759 and encodes 557 amino acids. The record is from RefSeq and is a predicted model, not a curated record. Lineage: Eukaryota; Fungi; Basidiomycota; Agaricomycetes; Agaricales; Marasmiaceae. Gene Ontology annotation, molecular function: oxidoreductase activity. The transcript has 5 exons.
CUAGAUUCUACUAUUAUCUCUCACGUUUCAAGUACGUCAGGUUUACGAGGGUGAUUCAUCAGCUCAUAUCUCUCUCACCGUGACGAUGUCGACAGUAGCUGAACUCGAGCUCUGGCCGAAACCUUCCCCACCGCCCUCGAGCAUCUCACCAAGCAGACUUCCUGGAUCUACCUACGAAUCCACGAAAGCUCUACUUGAGGUAUUGAAGUUAAACCACGAAAGAUGGCAUGUUUUCUAUGAUGACAAUGGAAGACACAACCACAUAUCUCAUCACGUCUUGGCUGUAUGGGCAAUGGGUGCACACAAAGACAUCAUCUCCAUGGGCUACAAGAAGAACGAACAUAUGAUGAAACCGAGGAGAUCGUCGCCUGAACCAAUCACUCAAGAGAACUUCAACGAUCACUUGGGUGAUCAUAGCUACUACGAUGCCUAUCUUCGAUUUUUCACCGAGGAACUUCGUUCGAAAGGCCCUUCCUCCACGUUAGAGGAGUACAUUUUUUCGCCAAAGGUAAACUUCGGGACUAUCAGUAAACACGGCGAUCACCCUUCGAUGCUCAGUCGAUUCGUUGCCGCUCUAAUGCACGCCCUGAUUCAUGUUGGUUAUGGCGCAGAGUUUGGGUUACCCGGGAUGUUCGUACAAGGUCUCGCUAUGGCUGCAGGUAGCCGCUCUGGUAGCAAUCAGAUUCUCCCGCCUGCGCUCUUCCGAGAUAUCGACCUCCUUCGAGAAAAUUCCCGUUAUGUGGGUCUCAAAUCUCUCCAAAGCACAGCAAACGCGUCAUAUGGGAACGGGAACGACGGACAAGGGCCCAACAGUUUCAUGGACGUCUUCUCUUCCAACGAGGUACCAAAUCAACCGGCUCCAACAUCUACCCCUUCAUUGAAUCUAGCUGCGCCACGUCUCGCGGCUGUUGUUUCUGCGCUUUCCGGAGGAGCUGACCCUAGGACAAAUGUAACGGCCAAGAACGUCCACGCCUUCGAUGUCAUCGCUCGUAUCAUCAACGAUCCGAACGUCCGACCACAAAAAACGGGACUACAGAUGAUAUAUGGGUCUGUCCUAGAGGAAUGCGGAGAUGCGAUCUACCGCUACGCUAGCGAAUGGUCGCCGGAUGUGUCAUCGGUAUCGGCAAAAAUCGAAGAACUUCAGUGGACUGCGGCUCUUCUUUACGCCGUAUCGGGAUUUAGGCAGCUAGAGGGUGGCGAGUUCAAUGCCGAUUUCUUGGCAAUGCACUUUGUCACCUCAGCUCUAUUCCUUCCGUCUUUAGCUGUAUACCUUUCUGUGCCAUCCCAGAUCCUCCUUCUUCGAAGCCACUUUGUCGUGUGCCUCACCUGGUGGGUGGCUAUAGGUAAAGCUCAUUUGGAUAUCCCAGCUUUUUUCGCUGCGGAUACAGCUCAUCCAGGUCCAUCGGGUACUCGCCCUACCGUUAACAAACGCGCUUUACCCGCUCCCCAGUCUCCUAUCGCCAUCAACCCGAACCCAUGGACAUAUAUCAUCCAACAAGCUAUAACCCACCCAGAUGAUCACGUACCUAAGCUCUUACGAGCUCUAAUGCAUUUUUCUGUCCUAUAUGGAGAGAGGGAGGCCGGUUUCUUCGGUGGAACGGAGUUGAGGGAUGCAGAUAAGAUUGAUGGGACUUUGUUCAUUAGGGCCGCCGGGUUGACGGUUGAAAGGCUCACGAGGGAAUUUAGAGAGGUUCCCGAUGAACAGGUGUAUUGGGAUAGGAAAACGUACAUCCCAGGAGCGCCUCAUGGUAGUUAUUAGGUGUACUUAGUCGAUUCAGAUGUGUCGCCAUAUGAUAAAUGAUGUACUUGGUUGUUGUUCUGAUAUGUGUUAUAGUAUAGUACGCCUUUGGACUCGUC